UAUAUAUAUAUAUAUAUAUAUAUAUAUAGGGUUAUAUAUAUAUUACUUUGUUUGGACACCACCAAUUGAUCUUCAAGGCAAUUCUGCAGUUCCCGCACAAUACAGGAAUGUAUGUAAAAAUCAAGUUCAACAUCUGACCUAUGGAGGGCAGUACUACGCUGAUCAGCGUCUAAACUGCCGGAAUCAGUCAGAAGAAUAGUUCGAUUUCGCUGCUCCCGCCGCCCAGCAAGUUUUUGUUAACAAUGGUUAGAAAGUGUUUUAUUGGUUGUGAAGGGACCUCUCCCUUGUAUGGUUUGCCAAAGGCAGAGCCUUCACCUAGCCGUCGGCUAGAUUUCAUUUUUAACCCUAUUCCCCCGACUUUACCAAGCCUUUUUCUGUGUCGCCUCCACUUCACGGAUGGCUGCUUCAGCAACCUGCGUUUGUUCAGCAAUGGAUUUGCGAAACUGCUAGCUCUUAGGGAAGAUGCUGUUCCAACACUUUGUGGCCCAAUGGGUGAAGAUGCCUCUCAACAUCAGGACUGCAGCGCCCAUUAUCGCCCCUUUGAACACGUCGGAUGCCAGACUGACACGCCUCAGAGGAUAUCGACGGGAACCCAAACAAACUCACCGGUGGGAAUGCAUUCUGUGGGAAUACAAAGUGCACGGUUGAAGUCGACAUCAGUCGGCACACAGUUGUCCAUGGGAUCGCUAAAGGCACACGUAAGAAGCAAAGCCAUGCAGACACAGGUGUCUCCUGUCAGUGCAGACUUCGGAACAACCGCUCAUUUGCAAGACUCACUGCUGACUUCAACCCCAAUAAAGGGCCCAGGCUGGCAACCUAGCAAGAGACCACGGCUUGAGUUGGAGGAAGAGGAGGAGAGUGACUCCUCAAAUGAAUCACAUAAAGAUCCGCUGGACUCGACAUACAACCCUGGUGACUCUGUUCUUACAGAGGAAACUGACGUCUCGUAUGAGACACAGCCCACACCGAAUGAGGCUAAGUAUAUUGUCUUUGAAAGCUGCCUCAAACAGCUGUUAGAAAACUGCCCCGUGUGUAAGGGAGGCUGUGAUCUUCAACAGCGAAGGAUUGGUACCUAUGUGGCUUUCACUCAGAAAUGUCUACACUGCAGCUACUUCAGACAUUGGGAGAGUCAGCCCAUGGCUGGAAAUACCCCCAUCGGCAACCUGCAACUUUCAGCUGCUACCUACUUCACAGGGUCCUCCUUCAUCCAACUACAAAAGGUGUGUGAGGCCAUGCAACUCCAGAUAUUUCAGUAUGACACCUUCAGGAGGCAUGCAAGGAAUUACAUGGAACCGGCUAUUGUUCACAAGUGGAAGAUGGAUCAGCAGCAUCAUUUCCAGCAACAGUUGCGCCUUGGUGGGUCAGUUGCAGUGGGAGCAGUGGCGAUUCUAGGGGGUGGCCUGGGGUGGCCAGGGCCACCCCAGAUCUGA
Gadus macrocephalus (Pacific cod) is the source of this 1430-nucleotide messenger RNA. RefSeq lists its product as uncharacterized. The record is from RefSeq and is a predicted model, not a curated record. NCBI's taxonomy places the organism in Eukaryota, Metazoa, Chordata, Actinopteri, Gadiformes, Gadidae. The transcript has 5 exons. The coding region runs from base 243 to 1430 and encodes 395 amino acids.